UUCUGUGUUCCACGACGUGUUGUUAGUUCCGCAAAUCUCAAGUAGACUAACAAGCAGGGCCCACCUUAAAGAAGCACAAAACUUCUAAUGCAAUCCUCGAUCUGAAACCGUCAAGUGUGAACGCUUUCGUCUUUUUACUUUUGGGUGACCAUUCCCACUCACCAACAUGCCACUGGUGACACGGAACAUUGAGCCCAGGCACCUAUGCCGCCAGUCAUUGCCCAACACCAUCAAAAGUGAACUUGAGUGUGUGACUAACAUCACUCUUGCCAACAUCAUUCGUCAGCUGGGCUCUCUGAGUAAAUAUGCUGAGGAUGUGUUUGGAGAGUUGUUUGUCCAAGCCAGCACAUUUGCAGAGCGAGUGAGUACACUUGGGGAGAGAGUGGACCGUCUGCAGGUUAAAGUCACACAGCUGGAUCCCAAAGAGGAGGAGGUCUCCCUGCAGGCCAUUACCACGCGCAAGGCCUUCCGCUCCAGCCUGACCCAGGAUCAGCAGCUCUUCAUCCGCCCCUCCUUGCCCGUACCUGUGCAGGAUACCUAUUUGGUCUGCGAUGAGCCGCCACCUCUCAACAACCUCAGCGUCUACAGGGAUGAUGGCAAAGAGGCUCUGAAGUUCUACACCGAUCCCUCCUACUUCUUUGACCUCUGGAAAGAAAAGAUGCUGCAGGACACCAAAGACAUCAUGAAAGAGAAACGCAAGCAUAGGAAGGAGAAGAAGGAUAAUCCCAACCGCAGGAAUCAAAACCCACGGAAGAUUAAGACCCGCAAGGAUGAGUGGGAACGCCUCAAAAUGGGGCAGGAGUUUGUCACGCCCAAAAGUGGUGAUUCGAGAAACUCCUCUGAGGGUCUGAAUGGCAGUGCUGGCUCUGAUGAUGGAUUCAGUGGGGAGAUGGACUCCACUGGGUAUGACCCGGGCUCCCCCUUUCCUCCGCCAGCUCCUGAUGAUUUGCCUCCUCCACCACCCGACAUGUACUCUGAUCCUGGAGGUCAGCCUCAGAAGCGCAGCAGCCUUUUAAGUCCAGCCCACCCACCUCCAGCUCCUCCAAUGGCGUCCUCUCCUACUUUGCAAUCUAACAUAGCCCCACCCCCAGCCCCACCUCCUCCUCCACCGAGUGGCAUGAUCCCACCCCCUCCACCACCUGGCUGGGAUUCCACCCCAACUUCUACUCCCAAUGGCACCUCUCCUCCUGCUCCCCCACCUCCCCCCACACUUGCAGGGAUUGCACCACCACCGCCUCCUCCAGCUGCUGGAGGUCCACCACCUCCUCCUCCCCCUCCUCCCCCACCUGGUCCUCCCCCUCCCCCCUCUGCUGGACCUCCUCCCCCUGCUCCAAUUUCCUCUGGAGCCCCCAACGCAGCUCCACCAAAAGCUCAGCCUGCUCCUGCUGGUGAUGCAACACGCAGUGAUCUCCUGUCGGCUAUACGUCAAGGCUUCAACCUCCGUAAGGUGGAGGAGCAGCGGGAACAAGAGAAGAGGGACACUGUGGGCAAUGAUGUGGCUGCCAUCUUGUCCCGCCGAAUUGCUGUAGAGUGUAGUGACUCUGAGGAUGACUCCUCUGAGUUUGACGAUGAUGAUUGGUCUGACUGAGACUGAUCAUCUAUCUCUGUGUGUGUGUGUGUGUAUGUAUGUAUGCGUGUGUGUGUGUGUGUGUGUGUGUGCGCACAUGAUCUCACUCACACUACCUGUUUUAUCAUUAGAGUUCACCUUCAAGAGUAACCAGCAGCAUUGUAUUGACAGGAUGCUUCUGUGUGUAUGUGUGUUUGUGCUGACUUGCUUGUAUGUUAGCUCCAUUAAAAACCGGGCCAGUGAUUCCUUCCUGCACCAUUUAAACCAAAUAGGUGAAUCUAAUAGAACCUCCCCAUCCUUAGAGAGGCAGCAUAGUCCAAAUAGGUGAAUCUAAUAGAACCUCCCCAUCCCUACACAGAGGCAACAUAGUCCAAGUCAUCCAAAUAAUAAAGCAGGCUAAAUGGUCAAAUAUUUGGAAAGGAAAGAUCCACAGCAAGAAAACUGAUGGAACCCUGGUUCUCAUCUUGAGUAUUGUUGUUAUGCAUGUAUUGAUACUAUCAUCCAUAGGGUGAUGGGAUUUCUUUAUAUCCCUGCAACCUAGAUGUAUCUUGUAUAACUAUGGCGAGAUGUCUGUUCAGGCAUCAGCUGAUAGACAGUACAAAACGUCAGGUGACAACACAUUGUUCCCCUAAUAUACUGUAUAUUUUUCAGCGACUGCCUAAGGUCUCUUAAUUUACAUUAAUUAUAGAUGCAACUCCCUUAUACUGACAGUAUUGCAGUAUCAGCUGUCUGAUUAUUUUCCUUCUCACAGAGUGCCACUUAUCACUUUUCCAUAAAACAGGUUGUUAUAGCUCUCUUUCACAAAUCUGCAAUAGGCAGUCUAAUUGAUUUUAUAGUGUCUUGACAUAUGGGGGAUAAGACUUAAGUGUAAGACACUUGCAUACAGCCAUUUCUGUUGGUUUUAGACCAGAUUUCUGCAGACUGACUGUUGAGCAGAUAAUGCCUAUUUGCAGACAAGUAUUCUAUUUUAAACUGUGUGGGAGUCAUGGAAUAGAUGUAUGUGUGUGAAAGAGAUGGUGUGUGUGUGUAUGUCUGUGUUUGAGUAAGUUGAGCAUGUUUGGUUGUUUGGGGAUAUAGCUCUUACUGACUUUAUGAAGUUUAUGACUUCAUAAUUGUUGCUUUGAUGCACACACAUAUACACACUCACACACACAGAGAGAGACACUUUCUCAGACACACAGAUCCUGUGUGAAUCACUUUAUUGACAUAUUUUCUAGAAAGAAUCAAAAGAUUUAAAAUAACUUUUUUUAUCUAUUCUUUUAUUUUGUACAAAAUGCUUUAGCCUUUGUCAUGUGUGUAGCUCUGGCCUGCAUUAUUCCCCUUGUCCCCAGUGUUGCAGCAUGGGAUUGUGUUUUCAAAUGUUUCACUGGCUCUGUUUGUGACAGAGUCGCCAAGUGGGGACCAAUCCAAAGAUACAUUCGAAAGUGCCUUGUAAUGUACUGAGUGCCUUAACUUUCAAAGCCAAAGCUUAAUGUCAGCCCCUUUGUUCUGCCAAGUCUGUAAUCAGACAACCAGUAAAAAUAUAUAUUUCACAUCUAACAUUUGCAUAUUUGUUGAGACUUUCUACAUGAUCAGUUGAAAAAAAUAAACCAAAUUAAUGUUU
Messenger RNA from Alosa alosa (allis shad), 3170 nucleotides. RefSeq names its product WASP family member 2 (gene wasf2). The transcript is spliced from 10 exons. Gene Ontology annotation, cellular component: cytoskeleton. Lineage: Eukaryota; Metazoa; Chordata; Actinopteri; Clupeiformes; Clupeidae. Gene Ontology annotation, molecular function: Arp2/3 complex binding; protein kinase A regulatory subunit binding; actin binding. The record is from RefSeq and is a predicted model, not a curated record. Gene Ontology annotation, biological process: actin cytoskeleton organization; positive regulation of Arp2/3 complex-mediated actin nucleation. Bases 167 to 1588 code for a protein of 473 amino acids.